Molecule: messenger RNA, 914 nt
Organism: Vanrija pseudolonga
Lineage: Eukaryota; Fungi; Basidiomycota; Tremellomycetes; Trichosporonales; Trichosporonaceae
Gene: spf31
Product: J domain-containing protein spf31
Exons: 7
Coding region: 93-794 (233 amino acids)
Source: RefSeq, a predicted model, not a curated record
CUCUUGUUGUUGUUCUCUCUUCGACGACUUUGCAUCAAGCACUCCAUCUCGCGCUCCUCUGUACCCUUAUCACCAAGGCAAGAGCAGCAACAAUGUCUACUGUCGAUAGUGUGCUUAAGCAGACCUCUGGUGAUGUUGCCCGUGAAGCCGAGGUCGAACGUAUCAUCAGGGCAUUCAAGCUCAACCCGUACGAUAUCCUUGACCUUCCAAUCUUUGCGGACGACUCGACCGUCAAGAAGACGUAUCGUAAGAAGUCCUUGCUGAUCCACCCGGACAAGUUCAAGCAUGAGCGUGGUGACGAGGCGUUUGACUUGCUUAAAAAGGUAAGGCAAUUCUCUUCAUGGGACCACGUUCAGUUUCUGACUUUACAGGCUGAGGGCCAGUUGUUGGAGAAGUCUAAGCGUGAAGAGAUUGACGGCAUCAUGACUUAUGCUCGCACUUUGGUGCUUAAGAGUGUGCUCGGCGCAGGCUACUCACUCGGCGUGACCACCGACGACCCCCGUCUGGCCAAUCUCACGCCGUCGUUUGAGGCUCAGAUUCGCACCCAAGCCAAGGAGUUGUUUGUCGAGGAUGAGCUCUCGAAGCGAAGGAGAACAAAGCUUGCCCACGCCAAUGAGGGAGAGGAGCGCGCCCGCCAAGAAGCCGAAGUCGCCAACCGGAAGCGCAAAAAGGAGGAGCAAGUCAAGUGGGAAGAGAACCGCGAAGAGCGCGUCGGCAACUGGCGCAACUUCCGCACCGUCACGGAAGUCAAGAAGGCCAAGAAGGCCAAGAAGAACCUCAACGUGCUGGGCUAGUGGCAAGUGUGAUAACCCCCCGUUUCUGCAUCCCUCUCCCCACCGCGAGACACUUCUAUUGACAGGCAUGUAUGUAAUUAUAAUACUUUGUGGUGGCCACUGCGCGUCGGUAACCUAUGG